Molecule: messenger RNA, 2456 nt
Organism: Phycomyces blakesleeanus NRRL 1555(-)
Lineage: Eukaryota; Fungi; Mucoromycota; Mucoromycetes; Mucorales; Phycomycetaceae
Exons: 3
Coding region: 12-2180 (722 amino acids)
Biological process (GO): tetrahydrofolate biosynthetic process
Cellular component (GO): mitochondrial envelope
Molecular function (GO): dihydropteroate synthase activity; 2-amino-4-hydroxy-6-hydroxymethyldihydropteridine diphosphokinase activity; dihydroneopterin aldolase activity
Source: RefSeq, a predicted model, not a curated record
CAACUUUAAUAAUGGAAAAAUCAAGUAUUAAGGAAGAACAGCAGCUAGACCGUAUUCUCAUCAAGAACCUGGUUCUUAAGAACGUUACUGGGGUUGAUUCAUGGCAACGCCUCAAGUCUCAGCCUGUUGUUAUCAGCGUCUGGCUGUACACUGAUAUUACUGCAGCUGGUGAUUCCGAUAUUGUUACCAAUUCAAUCCACUAUGGCCACGUAACAAAAGGGAUAACUAAACUAGCUGAGACUGGUACAUUCAAAUCCCUCGAAGCUUUGGCCCAUGCCGUCGUCCGCCUGUGUUGCGUCCACUUUGGAGCCGUCCGCACCAUGGUCAAGGUUGAACAACCUAAGGCAUUAUUGCAUGCAUCCGCAUCAGGUGUCAUUUUGAGCCGAGCCAAGGUCGAUUUCGAGGGUAUCGAGGGUGAAACCCUAGGUGAUGUAUCUGGUUUGGGCAGAGAAGACGAGGUGUUUGUCAAAGACCUCCGCCUUCAUGCCAUUAUUGGCGUCAACCCCUGGGAGCGCGAAGAGAAGCAAGUCGUUGUGAUCAACCUCACUAUCUAUCCUUCACCUCUGGCCUCUAACAAGUCCGAAGAAAGCAAGUCUCACAACCUGCGAACAAUUGUCCGCGUUUUGACUCGUCACAUUGAAUCUUCUGGCUACAAGACUGUAGAGGCCUUCGCCGUGGUUGUGGCCCGUAUUGCUCUUGAAAAGUGUCAUGUACGCAAAAUUCGUGUGCGUAUUGAGAAGCCCAGUGCCAUCUUGUUUGCUGAUGCAUCUGGAAUUGAAGUAACCCGUGACCAAGUGUGGUUGAACCAUGCUGCUGCCAAGGAGAUCCCCGCUUCUUACGCCCACACCGCUUUUAUUGCCCUUGGAUCCAAUGUCGGUGAUCGUGUCAACAAUAUUUACCAAGCCCUGGACAUGCUCGAAAAUAACUGUAACUCCAUUGUGCUCGACACUAGUUUUCUUUAUGAAACUCCUCCCAUGUACUAUACUGACCAGCCAGCCUUUUUGAAUGGUGCAUGCAAAGUUGUCACCUCUCUCGAACCCCUUGCGCUACUUUCUAAACUUAAAGAAGUAGAGAAUAACUUGGGCAGAACAGCGGGUAUUCGCAACGGCCCUCGUCCUAUUGAUCUUGACAUUCUAUUCUACAACGAUAUUCUCCUUAAUACCGAAAAACUCACCAUCCCCCAUUUGGCCCUACAUGAGCGUGAAUUUGUUUUGUGGCCUCUGUGUGAUAUUGCCAAGGAUAUGGAGCAUCCCAAGCUGUACAAGACAUGUGGCCAGCUCUUGUCCCAGCUUCUCAAGGUCACCGCCGAAAGCGAAGAAGGAAAUUUGAAAAUUGACAAGGAUAAGACUUAUGUCAUGGGUAUCCUCAACACAACCCCCGACAGUUUCUCUGAUGGUGGAAAGUGCGUGGAUGUGGAGAAGGCUGUUGCUGCAGCCGAACGCAUGAAAGAGGAGGGUGCGGACAUUAUCGAUAUUGGUGGAAUGUCAACACGCCCUGGUGCUGACGAUAAUUUCCCAGAAGAAGAAGAGAUUGCUCGCGUGGUCCCUGUCAUUGAGAAGUUGAGAAAGAACGGCUUUACUCUCCCUAUUUCCAUCGAUACAUUUAGAGCAUCAGUUGCUGAAGCUGCUGUCAAGGCUGGUGCAUCUGUGAUUAAUGAUAUCAGUGGUGGCUCUCGCGAUCCGGCAAUGCUAAGUGUGAUGGCAAAGUACAAGGUCCCUGUCUGUUUGAUGCAUAUGCGUGGAGAUGCCAAGACGAUGAUGUCCAAAGAGAACACAACUUAUGAGAAUGAUGAUGUUGUAGAAGAUGUGUCUAUCGAACUCUAUUCUCUUAUUCAGCGCGCGAUUUCUGCUGGUGUCUACCGUUGGAAUAUUAUUGCUGAUCCUGGUGUAGGAUUUGCCAAGACCCCCAAGCAGGACUUUGAGAUUCUGCGCCAUCUUGGUGAGAUUGUUUCUGGACCAGAUUCUCUUUUAGAGGGAUUCCCGUCUCUUAUGGGACCUAGCCGCAAAAAGUUCAUUGGAAGUGCAACGGGUGUUCAGGAGGCAGAAAAGCGUUCUUUUGGUACUGCUGGUGCUGUAGCAGCUAGUGUGGCAGGAGGGGCUAACAUCAUACGUGUACAUGAUGUUCGACCCAUGUGGGAGGUUAUUCAGGUCUGUGAUUCUGUCUGGAAGCGCAGUCAAUGAAAGCAACCAAGUAUAUAUCUCUUUUCUGAUCUUUAUUCAGCCUAUUUGUAAUUGUCUAUUCCUUGAUACAUUGUAUAUAAUUCUCAACAAUUUUUAUGCUUGAACAACUACUUUUUACUAUUAAACGACGUUCAACACUUUUAUUAUUAAUCAAUAGUACUUUAUGUACACAUAGCAAAAAUAAGGCUAUUGACUGUUAACCAUGAAAAUAUGCUUACAAUUAAAAUAUAUUUUUUUGUGUUUGUUAUCAGCAAUACCUCCUUCAAGAAAUUGGCA